AUGGUUUCUUCAAAGUCGCUUUUCAGGGCUUCCUGCCUACUCCUGGUACUUGCAUUGCAUUGCGGUUCAACACUAGCCGCUGCAUCUCCUGCUCCUGGUACUCUCAUCUUUGCUAGACAAAACCCCGGAUGUGUUCAGGAUUGUGCUGUCCCUACUUGCAAUUGCUCUGCGGACGAGGAUUGCCAAAUGAUAGCACAAACAUGUGACAGCUGCUCAAAAGUACAGUGCAACGCCAAAACUACGUCAUCAACUUCCAAGACCUCGAGCGGCGUUGGAGCUAUUGUUGGAGGAUUAUUUGGUGGACUGGCAGUUGCGGGAUUGAUUGGGUUCGUGGUCUACACCCGCUGCAUCAAGAAGAAGAAGGCAAGAAUGUCGAUGGCGGCGUCUGCUGCUGAGAAGGAAAACGACUUUGGAAUGUUGAAGAGCGCUAGGGCUUCUACUCACACCGUCGCUUCGAUUGCUUCCACCGUUCGUACCCGUGCGUCAAACGUUAUUCAGAUCGCGUAUAUCCCUGGAGUCACGAAUCGUUCCGGCCCUUCAACUCCAUCUCACCUCGUCCCGCCUGUUCCACCUCUUCCAGGUAUGGCCACUAGUCCAGUUACUUCACAAUAUCCUCGAUCACCUUUGGCUGGCGACUUCCAGUUCUCUGCGGACGACAUAUUGCGCGGUUCCAUGUACACUGUCAAUGAUAAUCGUUCGUCCGUUGCAACAACUAUCUAUGGUCAAAAUGCAGUGGUAUCUCAGCCUAAUAUCAUCCGUGCUGGUAAAGCUGCUGUGGUCACGGUCAAGUCGGGGAGCAGCCAGGGUAGUUCGCCGUUGUCGGAAUCGAUGAUUCCCCCUGUUCCCACUCUUGUGAAAAUAAAGAGCAAGAAGGGCAGAACAAAGCCCAAGGAAAUUGAGGAACAGCCAACAGUACUGAACGUUCCGCCAAGUCCUGCUUUCUCUGUCGGAGAGACUUUCUUGAGUCGUAUGAACAGUGCCAAGACUGUGGAUGUAGCUAAACCUGUAGCUGGACCUAGUACCGUAAGGGCCGUACAUGAGAAUCACAGCGCGGAAUCGUUCGUCUACGACUCGGACGACUCGGACGAUGAUAUUCAGCCAGGCUCAAGACUCAAGCGCUCACAGUCUGCGUGCAGCAGUUGCAUCACAGACAUGGACACAGGGUCACCAUUCUCAGACUCAAGGUCGCCCUUUUCGGAUGUCAACACGGUGGCAAUUGAUAAUUUACUAGCCCCAGCAAGCUCUCGAUUACCGCCUGAUAACCACCCACGGGGUUCACCUGCAGAUGUGGCACAGGUGCCCGAGAGGACUGUUAGCCCGUUUGACGACUCAAAUACGAUGGACAAAGCAACCCGGUAA
Molecule: messenger RNA, 1359 nt
Organism: Morchella importuna
Lineage: Eukaryota; Fungi; Ascomycota; Pezizomycetes; Pezizales; Morchellaceae
Exons: 3
Coding region: 1-1359 (452 amino acids)
Source: RefSeq, a predicted model, not a curated record